AUGGCCAUGCUUUUUAGGGAUGAGUUGAGUCUGUCGGGCAUAACGCAGUAUUACAUCGACACAGCUAGUGAGGAGUGGAAAUUCGAGACACUUACCGACAUCUUCGCCUCAAUAUGCGUCCCGCAGACAGUAAUUUUUGUGAACACCCGACAUAAGGCGGACUGGUUAUCGGGGCGACUGUGCGUAGACGGCUUUACGGCGACUGCUGCUCACGGCGAUCUCGAUCAGGCAACAAGAGAUCGUGUAAUGAAUGCGUUUCGGGCAGAUUCCCCAUUUUAUCGAUCAAGUGGAAAGUCAAAUGAUUUGACUUUGGGUUCUUGCACUUCUUUUGAAUGGCAUGACUUGAGCAAUAAAAUGCCUAAUUCUAUGGGAUAA
Molecule: messenger RNA, 375 nt
Organism: Echinococcus granulosus
Lineage: Eukaryota; Metazoa; Platyhelminthes; Cestoda; Cyclophyllidea; Taeniidae
Product: ATP-dependent RNA helicase eIF4A
Exons: 2
Coding region: 1-375 (124 amino acids)
Molecular function (GO): RNA binding; RNA helicase activity
Source: RefSeq, a predicted model, not a curated record